UAUCAGACACUGCUCUUUAUUCCGCUCCGUACAUCAUCCAAACUUCCACCGCAUCUUCUCAGUUAUUCUCCUCAUUAAUUAGCUAUUUAAUACUCAUUACCCCUUGGUUUAUUUCUUUUUGCGGUGAAUUUUAAGUGAUUAAUUAGCAGGCGAAUUUGUAAUAUUCAAGAUGGUGUCCCUGGAGGAUAUCACCCAGUUGCUCGCAACCGCCCCACCAUCAGCGGUUCUUCUACAAACGCUUAUGGAGCUCGAAGGAGACGUCAGUUUAACGUUUGGAGAUACUCAUAUGGCCAGCGACACGGGAUUCCUAAGCACAUACUAUUCCUCCUACCUAUUCGCCCUCCUUCUCGAAGAUGAAAUUAACGAAGCACAUAUGCUGACGCGUAGGAUACCAGAGAGUCUCGUGAAAGUGGACGCUACAAUACAAAGCGCCAUGUCCCUCCUUCGAGCAGUAUGGAACAAGAGCUACGAGAACAUAUACCGCAUCAUCAGAACGACACAAUGGCCACAAAGCAUUAAGUAUCUAGUUCAACAAUACCAACUUUUCUUCCAAAAUAAAACCUUCCAAGAUAUCAGUCUUGCCUACGGAUCAAUCCGGCCGUCGACCGCUGCUCUCUAUCUAGGUCUUGAUUCCAUAGGGGAAGAUACAAUGAGUGAUAGCGCGGAUAGCACAGGUCCAGAGCUGGUUGAGCUGCUCAUGGGGAAAGGCUGGGAAUGGGAUGCGGAAUCGAAGUUAUUCUCUCCGAAGGUUACGACUCAGGUGCCGAAGGUAACUGGUUCGGGAGGAGCGGCAAUCGGGCAUCUGGCGGCACAACUAAGAAGUCAUGGCGAUUGAGAUAUAAUUUUCCCCUGAAGAGGUUCAGAUGAUUGUAAUGAGAGACGAAAAACGAAAAACGAGAAAACGAGGGUCGAGAGAUGGGCAGUGGGAGACGAGAAGCGAGGGGACCUAUGGGUACGGUGGAGGUGCGGUGAUAUUCUGCAAGGCAGAAUGAACAUAGGUUCCGUCACGUAGAGGCCAGUAGCCAAACCGCGUUUGCCGAAGACGAAUCUUCUCGAAUUUCGCCAUCUUCCUCUUACCCAUUAAUGAUAGUCCACAUAUUUCUAUUCUCCUUCCUCCGGACGUGACGCGCUUGGUUCUACGGCGUUUUAUUUUCGGAAAAGGUCAAAGAUUCGUGGAUUCUCAAAAAACUGGAUAGAACUUUAAGACGCCAUCUGGGAUAUGUACAGAAUGAAAUAGAAAACUGAGGAAUGUCUUUUUUCUCGCCUUUUGCACACAGAAGAUAUGGGCCUUGGUUACACGAUAUAAAUAAUACAAAAGGAUGUUCUCCAACCACAUACUCUCUCGGAUAUAUAUGGCGCUCGCUCAUGUCCUUUUUUAUCUGUUGGUCAUUUUUUAGGAGUUUGAGGUACUCUCUUUCGCUGUCGAGUACCGCGGAGCAAGUACCUUUCACCGAGCCAUCUCGUCGCUAAUGCCUCCCUCAUCAGUCGUCCGCCUCCCCCUCCGCCUCCGACGUUUUCGUUCAUUAUUUCGCCAUUUCGGCAGCUUUUCAUAUUUAUGAACGCUUCGAGGUCGAAUCUCUUAUCUUCCGGAUCGGUUAUAACUAUUUAUAUUAUCUGUUAGCCGCAGUCUACGAAAUGGCAAGCAUCAUACAAAAGCAGAGAAAAACAUGUGUCAAAAGUGGAUACUCCACCCUUGCCAGAGCUUUCUUUAGAAAUCAUUUAACGUACCUCCACUGCUCGUUGUCUUAGUUUCUGUUGGCGCAUUCUUCUUUGAAUAUUCUGCCCGCGCUUGCUCGAUCAAUGAUUCUUUGCGGCUGUAUUCGCGAUCUAUCUGCGCCUGUUUGGCUUGUGAAGUGAGGGACGAUUGGUGGUAGAGGCCAUAGAAAACGCCAGCAAAAAGGGCGGAGUAGCGUAGCACCUAAAAAUGCGUAUGUCUGAUUAGCACUGGG
Molecule: messenger RNA, 1949 nt
Organism: Blastomyces gilchristii SLH14081
Lineage: Eukaryota; Fungi; Ascomycota; Eurotiomycetes; Onygenales; Ajellomycetaceae
Product: COP9 signalosome subunit 8
Exons: 3
Coding region: 170-835 (221 amino acids)
Biological process (GO): protein deneddylation; COP9 signalosome assembly
Cellular component (GO): COP9 signalosome
Source: RefSeq, a predicted model, not a curated record